Molecule: messenger RNA, 2371 nt
Organism: Lethenteron reissneri (Far Eastern brook lamprey)
Lineage: Eukaryota; Metazoa; Chordata; Hyperoartia; Petromyzontiformes; Petromyzontidae
Product: ly6/PLAUR domain-containing protein 2-like
Cellular component (GO): plasma membrane
Source: RefSeq, a predicted model, not a curated record
AGGAAGCAAGGAGGAAGAGGAGACCAAAGGACCAGGGGGGUGGGUGGGGGAGCAGAAGAGGUGGCAAGAAACAGCUUCCAUGGCUGUGUCGAGAAUUCUGUCGGUGGUGCCGCUGCUGCUCAUCGCCAUCUCGGUGCCCGCAGUUCGCUCCCUGCGGUGCUACCAGUGCGUGUCCGUGGGCAGUCUGAUUGACUGCGAACGGAACAGCACCGGGCCGUGCGGUGAAGGUCAGGACGCGUGCAUGACCACGGCAGUGACGGCUCUGUCAGUCACCACGUACACCAAGAGCUGCUCCCUGGCCAGCCUCUGCAUCCCCACAGACGUGCACGUGGCCGGGAUCGGCACCAAGGUCACCUGCUGCACCACCGACCUGUGCAACGCGUCUGGGGCUGGGCCUGGCUUCGGACGUCGGACACCGACCACGGCGGGCCCCAGCCUCGCCUUGGCUUUGCUGGUGGCGGUGGCCGGCCGAUGUUGACCACCUCGCCUGGUGUGCAGGAGGUCGUGGGUUCGAUUUCCGUGACCCUCCCGACCCCUGCUCUAUGUUUGCAGUUUGCAUCUCUCUCUCCCCCCUCUUGGAGAUAUAUUAUGAUUGUAUUCUUGGUUCUUUCGGUAAAGUCACGUAGAAGGGAAAUAAUAAAAUAAUAAAAUAAUCAAACAAUUACAUUCUCAGAACGUUUCGAUUGCAACACAAGCACUCAUCAUCAGGUGUGAAAACCACGGCAAGGAUUUUUUUGUUUAAAAAGUGGCGUUUUUUUCUUAACGUCAGCACCACAGACAGCGACUGGCGGUUGUUCAGAUGGACGAGUCCAUCUAUGUUCGGAAAAGAGGAGGGGAGAGAUGAGAAUGGAACGCGGUCUGAAAGUCACCGUGAGCGUAAACACAAUCAAUCAAGACCCCGAAAUGUUUGAUCACAUCCUUCCAAUGAUUGCUAAGCCAAGAAUCCAUCUUCUCGGUUCAAAUUGUCUCUGUGUUUGUAUAUGUGGAUGGCCUCAUGAACGAAUCUCUCAUGGAGAUGUUGACCAGCUCGCCUGGUGCGCAGGAGGUCGUGGGUUCGAUCCCGUGACCCUCACGACGCCUGCUCGAUAUACAGGUGUAAUACAGGUCGUUGAGGCGACUUCUGGAAUCCGGUCUUUUAUUCACUUUUCAUUACAGCUCUCCUUCACGCUGACAGGCAGCGUGAGAGGGAUAGAGACGUGCCGCCACGUGGCAACCCGGAGCCCCGCUCCCGCGUGAACCCCUCCUCCGUUCGUUCCCGUUCUGACCACGUGUCGUUCGUCUCCACCCCUAUUUAAUACCCGGGUCACGUGGUACGUUUCCACCAAUCCUGGUUAGCCUCUAUGGAAUAUUCCAGGCUCCCUCGUAGGCUCCCGGGACCACGCCCCUGACUCGUCUCCCCAUUGGCUGUGGCCAAAGCCAGCAGAACCAAUCAUCUACUUGCAGCUGUCACCUUCCCGUGACGUCAGGGCCACGCCCCUGACUCGUCUCCCCAUUGGCUGUGGCCAAAGCCAGCAGAACCAAUCAUCUACUUGCAGCUGUCACCUUCCCAUGACGUCAGGACCACGCCCCUGACUCGGCUCCCCAUUGGCUGUGGCCAAAGCCAGCAGAACCAAUCAUCUACUUGCAGCUGUCACCUUUCCAUGACGUCAGGGCCACGCCCCUAGGCUUCCCCCCAUUGGCUAUGGACCAGGACCGGCAGAGCCAAUCAUCGUGACGAGUUGUAAUCCGUCAACGACCCGGAUACAACCUUACAUUACACAGGUAGUCCCCGACUUACAAUGGAGAUGCGUUACGACGACCCCAUCAUAAGUCGAAAAUAUCGUAAGUCGAAGAUGGCCUAGCCUACCCAGGAGUCUUAAAGAACGGUGAUAAUUUAGCAAAACAGAGCAAUUUACAGUAGCGUGCUGUAUAAACUAUAUACUGUAUGUAUUUAUUAAUUACAAUACUGUAUUGCACGGUAAAAUGUAAAGCAAAAAAAGACAAGGUAAAUUCUUAGCCUACCUAUAUGAACUGCAAUUUAAUAGAAAGGUUUUGCAGGGAACAAUCCUAUCUGCUAUAUAUAUAAAAAAAAAGUUUUAACAUGCAUUGAACGUUUCGUAUCGUGAUAACUCUAAAAUGAAAUCGCUAAAGCUACGUAUCAUACAUGCCUUGAACGCAUCGUAACGUAUCAUAUUGUGCUGUAGUUACCAAGUUUCUGUCCGUCGUCUGCAUACUUGAACGAUGUUAGGGUUUAAUAGUAGGUUUUUACCCUUUUAACUGGUACAAAACUGACACCUUUAUUCAAGGCAUCAUGUUUGCAAUGACCACAACACAAGUAGUCAAAAAAGCAAACAAAAAGAAGCAACUCUGAUAAGGAUAAUAAUAUGCACUG